Messenger RNA from Theileria equi strain WA, 1969 nucleotides. Its product is annotated as DEAD box ATP-dependent RNA helicase family member protein. Bases 126 to 1955 code for a protein of 609 amino acids. Lineage: Eukaryota; Apicomplexa; Aconoidasida; Piroplasmida; Theileriidae. The record is from RefSeq and is a predicted model, not a curated record. The transcript has 2 exons. Gene Ontology annotation, molecular function: RNA binding; RNA helicase activity; ATP binding.
AUUCGCCUAAAACACUCCUUUCGUUAUCUUCUGGCUUGGAAUACGUAAUGUAUAUCGUCUACGUUGCUAUUAUUGACAGAAGACGUUCAUCCGUUUAGCCGAAACCCGGAGUUUAUAAAUAGAAGAUGCGGUAUACGUUAAACAGCAUAAGAAUUUGUAGAUUGUUUCUUUGUAUAUCACUUACAAUGAUAGGCUCAGUCAGGAUAAAUAAAUUGGCAAAUAUUACUUCUUUGUCAACAAGGAAUUUGUUGGCUGGAAGGUCUAUAUUUGGACAAAUUCAGAUUCAUAAGGAUGGGAAAUUUGGAGUUUCUGAUGGAUAUUAUGCAUCUAUAAUCCCACAUUCCACAUUUAUAACACAUUCUUUGACCCCUAACAAUGAACCAUUCUAUGACGCAGAAUAUUCUCGCAGGACGUCAGUUAAUAACUACAAUAUGCAACGGGAUUACCCUAUGGAUAGCCCUCAAAUCUCUCAGAGGUAUCCUAGCUACAAAUCUGGUGGAUAUAACAGCCGUCCAAUGGGUAAUCGCUAUGGUUAUAAUUCUGGUUAUGGUGGUUAUUCUGAUUACAAUCGUAGUAGACCACCCAUUAGACCUUUUGGAAGAGGAAAUCAAGGCUUCCAACAACAGUUGGCUCCUGUACACUGGGAUAACGUAAAUCUUGUGGAAAUAAAGAAAGAUUUCUACGACCUAAGCUAUGAAGCUGAUAGCAGACCUGGGGAAGAAAUAGAAGCAAUUCUUAAAGAGCACAAUAUAAUUAUUGAGGGAGAGGUUCCAUUGCCUAAGCCAGUGAUUUCAUUCGAUGAAGCGGUUUUCAAUGACCCUAUACAAAGAUUAAUUAAAUUAGCCGGGUUCUCCGAACCAACCCCUAUCCAAAAGGUUGGUUGGACUUCUUGUCUUACAGGUAGAGAUGUCGUUGGAGUAUCCCAGACUGGAUCCGGAAAAACUCUAACAUUUUUGCUCCCCGGUAUACUUCAUUUGCUUGCCCAACCUCCUGUGGGCAACGGGGGUCCAAUUGUCCUAAUUUUAGCACCUACUAGAGAAUUAUGCCUGCAGAUAUCUAAUGAAGCCGCUCCGUAUUUAAGAGAACUAAACUUGAGAGGAACUGCUGCAUAUGGAGGUGUCCCAAAGUAUGCACAACAGCAUCAGUUAUCUAGAGGUGUUGAAAUAAUGGUUGCAACACCUGGAAGACUAAUUGAUUUGUUAUCCACUGGUUCAGUUCGACUGGAUCGUGUUAGUUAUCUAGUGUUAGAUGAAGCUGAUCGCAUGUUCGACAUGGGUUUUGAACCACAAAUCAGAAACAUAUUCUCUCAGGUCCGACCUGAUAGACAAAUUUUGUUGUUUAGUGCCACGUGGCCAAAAAGCAUACGCUUACUUGCUUCAGAGUUUUGUGGAUCAGAUCUCAUCUACAUUCAAGUUGGUGAUAUGGAGGUAACCGCAAACCCAAAGAUUAGACAACGCAUAUGUCCUAUGAAUAGCCAGGAUGUAAUGCGGUCUCUGGACUCUUUCCUUGAAACCGAUGGAGUCGGCAAGAAAAUACUUAUAUUCUCUGAUACAAAAAGAUUUGCCGAAUCUCUUGCUUAUGAACUUAAACAUAGGGGCUUUAAUGCCAACUCUUUGCAUGGAGACUUGACACAAGCUGGACGCGAAAGGGUUAUGGCUGCAUUUAGAAAGGAAGGGCCUUCAAUUUUGGUAGCCACGGAUAUAGCAUCCAGAGGUCUUGACGUCAAAGAUAUAGAUUUUGUUGUUAAUUUGGAUGUUCCUAAAACCUUUGAAGAUUAUAUUCACAGAAUCGGACGUACUGCACGUGGUAAUAAAACCGGUGAUUCAAUUCUUUACUUCCCUCUGGAUCUCAUGACUCCAACAAAAGUCAAGUUUGCUAAGGACUUGAUAGAAAUGCUAAAUAAACUUGGACAAACCGUACCACAAGAGAUCUUAUCUAUUGCUGAAAGAUAUUAAUUACUUUAUACAUU